AUGAGGGGAGAGGGAGUGUUGUGCAGGAAGUGGACUCCGGCACUCAAGAAUUUCAGCCAGAGUGGUACUCCUCAUUUGGCCGACUACUCAUGUGUUCUUUUCGAUUUUUUGAACUUCUCGAGCAGUGAAGGAGUUGCAAGUGGUAUUGAAGCAUUCGAAAAUUUUUUCAUCACUCGAUCAAAGGUUCCAAAGGCAUGGGGGGUUUUCUCAGCAAAUAGAACCAAGUGGGAGAGAGUUUUUGCUACUUUGGUUGAUAAGGCAAAGAUCGCCGAGGAAGUGAAGCGCACUGAGUGCCAGAACCGUGAUAGAGAGAGAGGUAGGAAUAAGAGGGAUUCAGAGCCCUCAAGUUUCGUUCUAAAGCCUAAGAAAAAGGCCAGAGUUGAUGUGCCGAUGAGAGUUGUGGCUCCCAUUGGUGCUACUGGACAGCCGUUGUGUACUGACUGUGGUAGGCACUAUCAGAGCGAGUGUUGGAAAAGAACUGGGGCAUGUUUGAGGUGCGGUUCUCUAGAGCACCAUAUUAGAGAGUGCCCACGGAGGUCCGAUCAGAUGCAAGGUUCGGGUAGUAAUACUAGGGCACCGGGCAGAGGUGCUGGUCAUAUUGAGGCGAGCCAGCCGGCUCUAGUUUAUGCUGCUUAUCGUCCAGUGGAUGGAGAUGCUUCAGACGUCAUUACGGAUAUAGGAUCCACUCACUCCUAUAUAGCUUGUACCGUAUCUAAAAACUUGGGUAUAUUGGUUGAGAGAACUACGAGUGAGGUCACUGUACUGAGUCCGUUGGGGCAGUCAAUAAAGUUGGUUAAACACCGAGUAAGCUUAGAUUGUGCCUCGAAAAAGGUUGUACUGAGAACUGCGAAAGACAACGAGGUAGUCAUAAUUGGAGAGCGAUGGAACCAUUUAUCGAAUGUGAUUUCUGUAUUAAGAACCGAAAAGUUGGUUCGUAAAGGAUGUAAGGCGUAUUUGGCUUACAUCAGUGUUUCAGAUUCUGGGGACACUUCGUUUAAGGAUAUCAGGACAGUUAAGGAGUUUCCAGACGUUUUUCCUAAAGAGCAACCUGGGUUACCUCCGAAUCGUAAAGUAGAGUUUGGGAUUGAGCUCCUUGCUGGUAGAGCUUUAAUGUCUAUCGCCCCUUAUAGAAUGGCACCGAAAGAGUUUAUGGAGCUUAAGGCCUAG
Messenger RNA from Gossypium raimondii (Peruvian cotton), 1167 nucleotides. RefSeq lists its product as uncharacterized. NCBI's taxonomy places the organism in Eukaryota, Viridiplantae, Streptophyta, Magnoliopsida, Malvales, Malvaceae. The transcript has 7 exons. Bases 1 to 1167 code for a protein of 388 amino acids. The record is from RefSeq and is a predicted model, not a curated record.